CGGUUUUUAAAAUACAGGGAAAAAAUUCAGUAUAAAUAUCUGGCGGAGGCAAGUUUGUGUAACAUUCAGGAUUUGCUUUAUUGAAAGACGGUUCUAGACGCGGUCAAAAAUGAAGUGGGCAUUGAUCGCUUUUGCUGUGCUCGCAAUCGCCUCAGCCGAGGAGGCGUCGUCAAUUAAAAGUGAGAGUGCACCUCAACAAAACCAGGAACAAAGUGAUGCAGCUGUUAAAUCGAAUAGCAUCGCGGGAGUCGAGGGCUCACAGAAUUUCGGAGGAGCUGAUGCCCAAAGUUUCGGUGGAUUCGGUGAUAUAAAUUAUGGUGCCAUUAGCGGUGGAUUUGAAAAUGCUGAUUUCGGAGCGGUCAAAUCAUCUGAAGGUGGUGCUGCAUCUGCUUCAAGUUCUGGAGCUGGUGAAUCAGGAUCAAGUGAAAAGGUUGAACAAAGUGCUUCCAAAUCGGAAAGUGCCAGCGGUGCCGCCCAAGGAAGUCAAGCCGAAGGUAGAUCAAACUUUGCCUUCGCUAAUGGAAUUGCUCCAAGCGGAUUUGAUGCAAGCUACUUCAGCGCCGGAUUGAACAAUGCCGAUUUUGGUGGUUUGAGUUCAUUUGGAGGUUCCUUCGGAGGUAACUUUGGUGGUCUCGCCAAAUCUGCUGAAGGUGCUGUUGCCGCUGCAGGUGCUGCUGCAUCGAAAUCAGCUGAAGAGAUCAAAUCAGCUGGUGCUACUGUUGCAUCAAAAACCGGAAGCAUUGCUACAGGAUUAAGUGCUCCAAUUUUCAAAGCUAGCAACAUUUUCUCAACUGCUCCCAGCUUCAGCAGCGGAUUAUUCGGCUCAAGUUUGCCUUAUUCCGGACUUAGUAGCCUUAGUAGCCUUCCAUCAUACAAUUCUUUUGGCUCAUUUGGAUCAUUCGGUAGCCCAGUUUUGUCAUCUACUGCUUUCCCAGCCGUGAGUUCCUACCUGUCAGCUUCAGCUGUUCCAAGCAUUGCUCCAUCAGUUUCCAGUUUUGCUCCAGCCAUUUCUACUAUUGCUCCAGCCGUUUCUACUGUUGCUCCAGCUGUAACCACCGCUGCUCCAGAUACCAAAACCGUAACAAACGCUCCAGCCAUAAAUGUUGCUACUGAAGCCGUGACAGUUUCCACUCCAGAAGUGACUGUUCCUACAGCCGUAGGAAAAGCCACUGUUGAUACAGCUGUUGCUAAGACUGGUCUUCCUGCCUUGGCUCCAUUCUCAACCUCAUUCGGUUCUUUCCCUACACUCGCUCCAAGUUACAGCACUGGCUUCGGCUCAUCCUUAUUAAACCCUGCUUUCUCCUAUCCUUCAUUCAACCCAAUUUACUCCUCAACCCUCUCACCAAUCGGAUCACACUUUGGAUCUACCAUCAGUCCUCCACUUUCUGGAAUAAGCAUCGGUGGAAUCCCAUCCCAAAUUUCCAUCGGCGGUUUUAACCCUGCCCUUCCAGCCCAACCUAUUUCCGGAGGAGCUAUUAAUCCCCCACAGUCUGUGCAAGUGUCCCCCGAUGCUAUUUCUGUGUCAGCUCCAGAUGCUGCUGCAUCAGUCCCCACUCCAACAGGAGAACCUGCAGUUGAAGCUAAUUCUGCUAAAGUUGAAGACAACGAGAAAGUAGUUGAAAUCGCUGCUUCCUCUAAAGGAAAAGUAGCCGAAGAAUCUGAAGCUACCGUUUCUGUAAAAUCUUCUGCUGGCAAACCAUCUGUUGAAAUUGCACCAUCAGGUGAACCAGCCCUCAGGACUCCAAUUGCAUCAACUCUCGCCACUCCAACCUUCAACUCAAUCUUUUCCACUUCAUUUCCAUCAGUUGCCCCAUCAAUUUCUUCCCUCUCAGUCGCCAGUCCUUUGGUUCGCUCCUUCUACAAUGGUGGUUCACUUUCCUCAGCUUCACUCAACUCUGGAGUAGAAAGUGGAUUCAACAGUGGAUUCAGGACCGGAUACAACUCUGGACUUAACGCUGGUUUUGCUAGAGGUUUCAAUAGUGGACUUAGGGGCGGAUUUAACAGCGAUGUUAGCAGUGGUAUCAGUAGCGGAAUUAGCUCUGGACUUGACAGUGGUCUUAGCAGCGGACUUAGCACUGGACUUAGCAGUGGACUCACCACUGGAGUUGGCAGUGAUUUAAGUACCGGAUUUGGCACUGAACUCAGCAGCGGACUUAGGUCCGGAAUCAGCAGCGAACUUAGUUCUGGACUUAGCACUGGAUUUAGCACUGGACUUAGCACUGGACUUAGCAGUGGGCUCAGUACUAGUGGGUUGAACGUCAAUGAUGGUUACGGACUUAGCUCCGUCGAUAGUUUGAGCAGCAGUAGCUUCAACUCUCUUAAGAAGCGCUCAUCCUAAAUGUUCUAGUCGAUCUAAUUUUGACGCAUUCGUUAUUGGAAUGUAAUUCGAUAGUAUUUUUUUUGAAUUUUUAUAGUAUGAAACGUAAAAGGUAAUAUUUUUUUGUGCGACUUUAUCACACAAACCGAUUUGAACUCAAUUCAAAAAUGACAAUAAUGUAUCAAAUUCUGACCUACUAUGUAUUCCAUACUUGACUUGGAUUUAUCCGUUACCAAGGAAACAGAAUAUUUUGAAAA
This is a messenger RNA of Hermetia illucens (black soldier fly), 2574 nucleotides long. RefSeq lists its product as uncharacterized. Lineage: Eukaryota; Metazoa; Arthropoda; Insecta; Diptera; Stratiomyidae. The record is from RefSeq and is a predicted model, not a curated record. The transcript has 2 exons. The coding region runs from base 110 to 2338 and encodes 742 amino acids.